Molecule: messenger RNA, 5007 nt
Organism: Vicugna pacos (alpaca)
Lineage: Eukaryota; Metazoa; Chordata; Mammalia; Artiodactyla; Camelidae
Gene: CALCRL
Product: calcitonin receptor like receptor
Biological process (GO): angiogenesis; adenylate cyclase-activating G protein-coupled receptor signaling pathway; cell surface receptor signaling pathway
Cellular component (GO): plasma membrane
Molecular function (GO): calcitonin gene-related peptide receptor activity; adrenomedullin receptor activity; calcitonin receptor activity
Source: RefSeq, a predicted model, not a curated record
GUCAGAGUGAUGUAACAGGAAGCUCUGAUGUUUCCCUUCUGCUGCUGAGCACAUACAAUGUGACAACCCUUCCAAUAUACUGAGAACAACCUUCUCUCUCCAGCAGAGUGUCACCUCCUGCUUUAGGAUCAUCAGGCUCUGCUAACUGGAUCUCACCCUGCCUGCAGGAUCACACUGCAAGGCUCUCACUCUUCCCCACCUUGCCCGGGGAUAAAUUUCUUCUGCGGAAUCUCAGAAAAUCAAAUUCUAUUCAAAGAAAAUUUCACCAAGAAUUUCCUUAGGAGCUGUGCUGGGGUCCUGCGAUGAUACACCAACCACUUGUGCUGCCACCUGUCAAAACUAUGGAUGGCCCUACUUCCAGGUCAUGACCUCUGGAUUUAAAAACUCAAGAUAAUAUUGAAUAUGAUCCAAGAGAAAAUGUGAUUUGAGACUGGAGACAAUUGUGCUUAUCAUAAUAAUAAAAACCCUGAUAGAAGAGAAGACAUUAUUCAGAAGAUUGCUACAAUUAAAAAGAAAAGCUUCUUCUAGUUUGAUUUAUAUUAUAUAGCUUGUUUCAUUUUGGCUUUAAUGAUGGAGAAGAAGUGCAUCCUGUGUUUUCUGUUUCUCUUGCCUUUUUUUAUGAUUCUGGUCAAAGCAGAAUCAGAAGAAGAGGAACCUGACGGCUCAAUUCAGUUGCCUGUUACUAGAAAUAAAAUCAUGACAGCUCAAUUUGAAUGUUACCAAAAAAUUAUGCAAGACCCUAUUCAACAAACAGAAGGUAUUUACUGCAACAGAACCUGGGAUGGAUGGCUGUGCUGGAAUGAUGUUGCCGCAGGAACGGAAUCAAUGCAGCGCUGCCCUGAUUACUUUCAGGACUUUGAUCCUUCAGAAAAAGUUACAAAAAUCUGUGACCAAGAUGGAAACUGGUUUAGACAUCCAGAAAGCAACAGAACAUGGACAAAUUAUACCCAAUGUAAUGUUAAUACACAUGAGAAAGUAAAGACGGCAUUGAAUUUGUUUUACCUGACUAUAAUUGGACAUGGAUUAUCUAUUGCAUCACUCCUUAUCUCACUUGGUAUAUUCUUUUAUUUCAAGAGCUUAAGUUGCCAAAGGAUUACCUUGCACAAAAAUCUGUUCUUCUCUUUCGUUUGUAACUCUAUUGUAACAAUCAUUCAUUUCACUGCAGUGGCCAACAACCAGGCCUUAGUGGCGACAAAUCCUGUUAGUUGUAAAGUGUUCCAGUUCAUUCAUCUCUACCUGAUUGGCUGUAACUACUUUUGGAUGCUCUGCGAAGGCAUUUACCUGCACACGCUUAUCGUGGUGGCUGUGUUUGCAGAGAAGCAGCACUUGAACUGGUAUUAUUUUCUUGGCUGGGGAUUCCCACUGAUUCCUGCUUGUAUACAUGCUGUUGCCAGAAGCUUAUAUUACAAUGACAACUGCUGGAUCAGUUCUGACACCCAACUCCUCUACAUUAUCCAUGGCCCAAUCUGUGCUGCUUUAUUGGUGAAUCUGUUUUUCCUAUUAAAUAUUGUACGUGUUCUCAUCACUAAGUUAAAAGUUACUCACCAAGCAGAAUCCAAUCUCUACAUGAAAGCCGUGAGAGCUACGCUUAUCCUGGUGCCAUUACUCGGCAUUGAAUUUGUGCUGCUUCCAUGGAGACCUGAAGGAAGGAUUGCAGAGGAGGUAUACGAUUACAUCAUGAGCAUCCUUAUGCAUUAUCAGGGUCUUUUGGUAUCUACAAUUUUCUGCUUCUUUAAUGGAGAGGUUCAAGCAAUUCUGAAAAGAAACUGGAAUCAAUAUAAAAUCCAAUUUGGAAACAGCUUUUCCCACUCAGAUGCUCUCCGUAGUGCAUCUUACACAGUGUCAACCAUCAGUGAUGGUGCAGGUUACAGUCACGAUUGUUCAAGUGAACACUUAAAUGGAAAAAGCAUCCACGAUAUUGAAAAUGUUGUCAUAAAACCGGAAAAGUUAUAUGAUUGAUAGUAGAGGGAGUAUUGCUGAACUAUUUUGUGCCACUUCUAACUCAAGGACUUGGAUCCAAGACUUUGCAACCAGAAGACUUCAAUAUUAUAUGAAUUUCUUGAAGGUGACAAAGAAAACCCUCCCAUGAAUUCAGUAGUGUGUUGAUAAAUUUUUCACAAUAGCUCUAUGGGGGUGGGGGAGAAGCCCUGAUUUGUAAUGUUUGCCAGUUUUUAUGGUGUAAAUACUCCCACCAUGACUGAUUUCAAGCUGUCAACUUGACAUCACUGAAUGUGGAGUUGGGUACAGAUGGGCACAGUCAGUUAUUGUAGGCUGGUGUAAGCCAGCUCCAGCACAGCAUUGUGUGAAUCCACAAGUAAACAGGCUGUAAACAUUCACAUUGGGUAUGAGUUCACUUCUGUUUCCUAAAGAAACCUAGCUAACACCUAUAGGCUUGGAGAGAAAAUGAGCUUUUCAUGCGUUUAUUUUUAAAUCUUUAUCCCAUAUUCAUUGGUGCAGUUGAUUUUUUGCCCCAAAAGUAUUCUGACCCUACUUGAUUCAUCCUUUCAAAUGGACCAGAUAAAGAAUUAUUCCUGUUGGCUUACACUCUUCUCCUCAAGAAAAUAACUGAGCAGAAUUAUCAUCAGCUACUUAUUUCCUGAUACAUCACAGUCAUAUCCUUUGUCAUAUACAUUUUUGUGACUUGAUGAAUAGUAUGUAUUAUAUGCAGUCCUACUGUGGUAUCAUCAGGGAGACAUCUUGGUUGAUACUACAAAACAUGUCAACUUCUUUCCUAUCUUACUACACAAGUGGAAUGGAAUCCACUUCCGUGUACCUGUAAAUAGAAAUUUUGCCCCUUCCAUCUUCACUGUGUGGACAAAUUAACAAUUCUUUUACGUGAAGGAAAUCAAUGAAGGCUUUCUUAUUUUCUUAAAAGUUUUUCUUAUUUUCUUAAAAAAAUUUGUGAAAAAUGAACUUAUAAAUACUCUGUUAUUCUAUUUUAUAGUCUCAAACCAACCAUACUCGAUCUAGGUAAGUUUUUUAAAAAACAAAUACUUAAUGUAACAAUAUAUGCCUGUUAAUAUCUGAUACUGUGUCUGGGCUGAUUUUAUAAUAAAAUAGAAUCUGGAAUUCUAUAUUUGGUAAAUAUUUUAAAGACAACCAGAUGCCAGCAUCAGAAGUUUAUCUGAGAACCAAGAGAACAGAAAUAUCUAUGAUAAGAUAUAAAGUAUUUAUUUUAAAAAACCCUAAAGGCCAUUGUUUUAUUAAAUAUAUUAGCUUUGGUAAUUCAUACCUUAAUAACAGGUAUGUUCUACAUGUUUUCCUUUUAUUUUGACGACGAACUUUCAUUCUAAUCCAGAAAGUUUAAACAAGUCCUGUAGUAAAUGCCAAUCUGCUACUUGUAUGGUUUUUACCUCAUUAAAAAUAAUAUUUUCUGACUUUUACUAUAUGAAGAUGUAUGGCUUUGGAAAUGUUCCAGGCUAUUUUGCAAAAGGAAUACUAUAUAUCAUAUUACAAUGUUUUAAUAUUUUAAUAGAGCUAACUCUAUAUGAUAAUACAAUUCAGUGAAAGACCUUAAUCUAUCAGUGAGGAAGAACUGUUGUCAGAAUAUUUAUCGAAUAAUUUAGAUGGAAGAAAUCCUUGUUAAUGAAUUAAAGUAACAUUUAAAUGGGAAUUAGUAUCCCUAAUGUUAUUUUCCAUUGAAAUUUCUGGAAAACAAAAGUGACUUCAAUUAGAAAAAGUUAAUUUUGGCAGGAGAAUUCAUUGUCUAUGUGUUUUCUGUGUGGUGUGUCAGUCUGCUUAAAAUGGAUUAAACCAAUGACUUAGUCAUCAUAGGUUGGUUUUUAAGCUGUCAAAAGAUGGUAAGUUCAAAAAUCAUUUGAAAUUGUCCAGGUAGAUUAUCUAAAUUAGUAAGAAUUAAUUUAUUAAAUGACCUGGUCAAUAGAUUUAUAAUUUAUGAUCUAUCUAUAUGCAUGUAAAAACAGUAUUAGUUUCAGAUUUAUUAAUUUCAUAAUAAGCUGUCAUACAAAAAGAACACAGGCUAAUCUGGACUUCUUAGUGCCUAAAUUAUACAAAAAUUCCUAUAAAUAAACUCCUUUUUAGCUAAAGACAUAGAUUCAUAUUCUUUGCUGAUGUUAUUCAUGUAUUUCAGCAUUCUUCCAGACAAACUACCGAGUCUCAACCAUAAAUAACAGUAGAAAAUGUCAAAUUAUCAGUGAGCAUUACAUUAAAAUUACAUUGUAAUUUUCAAGUUUUUUUUUUAUCAUAUUAAGUUUAGAUCAGAUCCUUUAUGGUCAGGAUUUAUCUAUUGUACUGUCUUCAGGUAUAGGCAUUUCAUGAUUAAUCAGUGUUAGUUUUUGUACCCAUAUUUUUUUAGGAGUAAUAUCUUUAAGUAUUAGAUUUCUCAAAAGCUGAAGUGCUAAUAAUUAAGCUCUCCUUUGUAUCUUACUCAUGAAGAAUAAAUAAAAUCUAUACUUUUAAAAAGCCAACAUCUUUGGCAUCUAAAAACUUAUUUGGGGAAUUUCUAACUUUUAAAAUACAAAUCUGCUACUUUUCUGCAAAUAAUUGUGAGAGUCAUUUUAAUUAAAAAAAUUCUGUCAUUUUUUAAUUUCUAAAGUUAUUUAGUGCAUUUCUUCAUAAAAUAUUUAUUCUAGAAUUUAUUGUUUGUUCAAAUGCAAUCCAAUGUACAUAGAAGUAGUGGUAGCUGUAGUGCUGUAUUUAUUGCUUGAUAAUUUUUUUAUGUGAACUUAUUUUAAUUUUCUCUUGGUUUUAAUAUGCUAAUUGAAAUCACCAUUUCUUUUACAUCUAAAAUAUACCCAAGUUAUUCUGAACAAUUAAAACAACUCAUAUUAUGCCUACUUAAUGUAUAUCUCUGUCAUUUGAUUGUAUGAAAAUAUUAAAGUUAUGAGCUAAAGUUGAUCUUCACUCAUGUUUACUGGAGUGCUGAAUACUCUAAAUUAUAAACAUAAUUCUUUACAGCAAUCAGUGGAAUACCUCUUAAAAUCAAUGACUGUAUCACUAUUACUCUCUUUGAAGUCUUCAAUAAACCUAUAAAUCAUUUCAUACCAA